Molecule: messenger RNA, 1746 nt
Organism: Drosophila virilis
Lineage: Eukaryota; Metazoa; Arthropoda; Insecta; Diptera; Drosophilidae
Product: 28 kDa heat- and acid-stable phosphoprotein
Cellular component (GO): cytosol
Molecular function (GO): RNA binding
Source: RefSeq, a predicted model, not a curated record
UCACAAUAUUUUUAUAGCAUCGGUUAUGUUGUUAUACGCCUUUUCUCAGUCUAAGCACCAAUGCGCCCCUAAUGCCCAAACAACAAUCAGCACGUAGCGACGCGAGUACUAUCGAUUCGGAUUCUUAGCUCGAUACAUCGAUAUACGUGCAAAUUGGCGAUAACAAACAACAUAAUUAAUCGAACAAUCGAUGUCAACUAGCAACUAACAGAACAUAUCAACGUGUGUCAUCACAAACCAGCUGCUAACGCACAGCAGCUGUUAGCGUCGCAAGUCGAUAAGUGCACAUUUAGUUGAGACGAUAAAUAUAAGUCAGAGCUUGCGAAAAGGAAGCAGCCGCAGGUCGUCAUGCCACGAGGAAAAUACGUUAACCACAAAGGCCGCAGCCGCCACUUUACGUCGCCCGAGGAGCUGCAACAGGAGUCGGAGGAGGAGAGCGAUCAGUCGACUGGCAGCGAAACCGAGGAGCAGGCCGGCUCGGCCGGCACAUCCAAACAGCCGGCCGGAACGGGCGGCAGCGCCGCGGCGCGCAAAUCAAGCAGGCCCGCCGCACAGCGACAGAAGCAACAGCAGCAACAGCGUCGCAGCUCCACCGACGAGGAGUCCGACGAUGAUGACAGCGAUGAUGAUUCGGAGGCGGAUCAACGUGAUGCCAAAAAGGGUGUGGCCGCACUUAUCGAAAUCGAGAAUCCCAAUCGUGUGACCAAAAAGGCCACACAAAAAUUGUCUCAAAUCAAAAUUGAUGAUGUGGCCGGCGGCGGCAGCGGCGGAAGCGGCGGCGGCGGCGGCGGCUCAAACACCAGCAACACCAAGCCGGAGCUGUCCCGUCGCGAACGCGAACAAAUUGAGAAGCAGAAGGCGCGACAGCGCUACGAGAAACUGCAUGCCGCUGGCAAAACCACCGAGGCGAAGGCGGAUCUCGCCCGGCUGGCGCUCAUCCGGCAGCAGCGAGAGGAGGCGGCUGCCAAGCGAGAGGCCGAAAAGAAAUCUGUCGCCGAUCUGUCCAAGAAGCCGCUAACCAAGUAGUUAACCAUAGCCGAGUAGUAGUUAGUCGGGCCAGACGAACGGGAUUAUGGCAAUCGCAUUCAAAUAAUAGUUCCAAUUUUCGUAUAUUAACAAAUUUGUUGCAUUUUCGACAGCAACAGCAACAACAACAACAGCAACAAAUUGUGAGAAACACACUUAUGAAUACCCUAUAAAAUGCAAUUGCUAUACAUAAAUGUUUAUGAUGUCAUAUUCAACGUUUGAUUUUGCCGCUUUCCGCAUUCAACAACAAUUUCACUUCCUUCUUUUUUUUUUUUACACUCUAAAUCUAACGCAAAUCCUUUUGUAAUUGAACUAUAUACAAAUAUAUAUAUAUAUAUUCGUAUAUAUAUAUAUAUAUGUGUGUGUAUGUUGCAUAUAAAGCAUAAUUAAGCUCCAGUUACGACUGUAGCUCAUUUCUUUUAAGCUCUAGUUAGAGCUGGCCGCGUGUCGUGUUUGCCGCACCACGUGCUCGUGCUCGUGUUCGUGCUCGUGCUUUUAGUGGCAACUGGAGUUGGUUGCACGGCGUGUUCGUGCCUCAAAUUUUUGUGGCUUAAGCACUCAAAUUAGACAAAAUUGAAGCUGAAAAAAUAAUGUUUAAAAAAAAAUUGUUUUUUUUUUUUUUUUCUCGAUAAAUAUGCAAUAAUUUGUAGUUAUUUAUUAACUUUUAAGCAGCAAUCGCCCAACAUCUCGUUAGGUUAAUAAAACAUAAGCACACGAAAA